AUGGAUGCGGCUGCUGGCACAAGUACGACACAGUCUCAUCGACACAAACCACUGUCAAAAGCUGAGAAACAAAUCGUGUGGAAAGUAUAUGAUGGGCUUAAGAAAACACAUCCUACAACGGAAGCUGUAGAUCGCUGUUCGUUCUUAACAGGAGUGUCAGCCACCACAGUUGAAAGAAUUGUGCGUGAAUUAAAAAGCACAGAAACUUUAAGUGCGCCAAAAACUCGCCAGCGUGGACGAAGAUCUUUUCAUUUAAGUGAAUCGCAAAUGAGUAUAAUCCGGAGAACUGUACAUACGUUCUUUUUAGAAAAUAAGCUUCCAACUAUCAAAAGUGUUAAGGUUAAGUUGCAGGAGAACGACAUGAUUCCUCAAAUGGGCCGUGAAACUCUAAGAAAAGUUUUGCAUAAGUUAAAUUUUCGUUACAUGAAACGGUGUCGGAAAUCAAUCCUAAUAGAUAAAGAGGAAAUUGUAUCAUGGCGACGAAGAUAUCUGCGCUCUAUUAGGAAUUAUCGUGUUUCCAAAAGAAAAAUAUACUACCUUGAUGAAACUUGGAUUAAUGCCGGGCAUACGGUUUCAAAAAUUUGGCACGAUACAACUAUAAGAACUCCUCGUCAAGCAUUUAUAGAAGGCUUAUCUACAGGGUUACGAGCACCAUCAGGCAAAGGUCAACGUCUUAUUGUAGCUCAUAUCGGUAGCGAUACAGGUUUUCUUGAAAAUAAUGCUCUCGUUUUUAUAUCAAAGAAAACUGGCGACUAUCACGAGGACAUGGACGCCGUAUGCUUUGAAAGAUGGUUCGAAAACGUUCUUCAGCAUCUCGAACCUAACUCAGUGGUCGUAUUAGACAAUGCACCCUACCAUAGUCGACUUGUUGAACGAAUUCCUACUAUGAGUGACAAAAAAGCAGUUUUGCAACAUUGGUUGAGGGAAAAAUCAAUUCCAUACGGCGAGGAUAUGGUUAAAUUAGAGCUUAUUGGUAUUAUUAAACAACAUCGUGGUACAUAUCGUCAGCAUGCUGUAGAUACAAUGGCUAGACUUCAUGGCAUUACCAUCUUACGACUACCGCCUUAUCAUUGUGAAUUGAACCCAAUAGAAUUAAUUUGGGCACAAAUGAAAGGAUAUGUGGCUCGGGAAAAUGUCACAUAUAAAAUUAGUGAUGUCCAGCGUCUCUUGCAAGCCAGUUUGGACAGUAUUAAUUCAACUGAUUGGAAGAAUGCGAUAAGCCAUGUCAUUAAAGUAGAAGACGAUAUGUGGAGGUUGGACGGCAUGGUGGAUAAUGUUAUUGAGCCUGUGAUAAUACAAUUAGGAUCAAAUGAUUCAGACAGUUCUGCAGAAUCAAUGGAGUAA
Molecule: messenger RNA, 1344 nt
Organism: Diabrotica virgifera virgifera (western corn rootworm)
Lineage: Eukaryota; Metazoa; Arthropoda; Insecta; Coleoptera; Chrysomelidae
Exons: 1
Coding region: 1-1344 (447 amino acids)
Molecular function (GO): nucleic acid binding
Source: RefSeq, a predicted model, not a curated record